AUGAAUAUCAGGGAAUCGUACACAGCCGACAUAGUUCGUGACACUGCCAGGGACAAAAGUCUUAGUCUCAAACAGAAGCUAACUUUGCAUUUAGAGGAGCGAAAGAAGGAACCAGCAGCGUCUCCACGAAACCUCAAUAAAUAUCUUCCAUUUGUGUUCAUAGCAGAAGUGACGAUUGUCUGGUACUAUGGCACGUGUCAGGCAAUUCCUCUCUUGUAUGCGGAUUUCGGACAAGAAGUUACACUAAUUAUCCAGUCUGUUUGCACUUUUAUGGCCUUUCAGGUGGUGUUGAACUGGUGGUGCGUUUUCAGUGUAAGUUCAGCAUAUGAUCCCCAGCGGCACGGGACUUACUUUGAAUUUCUCGAUCGACAAGCCAAGACCACUUCACAGAAUACAACGCCAUUCGAUUCACAGAACACAGUAAACGGAGCAGAGGGAACUACAAUCGGAUCUACUUCCGGUAGUCCAGCACGUGUGCCGUACUGGUCCUGGCGGUACUGCACGCUAUGUGAUCAGCCACGUCCCCCUCGUUGUCACCACUGUAAACUUUGUAACACGUGCUCGCUAAAACGAGAUCACCACUGCUAUUUCUCGAGAAACUGUAUCGGAUACCGGAACUUGCGUCAUUAUACCGUUAUGAUGUUCUGGAGCUGGGUUUCCAGCGUGGUGAGUUUUGUGCAUGCCCUUCCCUUCAUUUUCAUGGAAGUUUUACCCAGUGCCGGUCACGUGGAUAUGCUUCCUUUAGUUGCCUUCUUCCGAUGGAUAUUCGGAUACGCACACUUCCGGGUUGGCAUUGUCAUCCUUGGAACAUGGAUGUUGGCGUUGUUUGUCAUUUUCACUACAUUCAUGUUGUUCGAAAUUGUUCGUUGUAUAAUAAGGGGGAAAACAUCCUUUGAGAUAGACAAUAAGAUUAAAAUCAGUGACACCCGUAGUGUAAGCGGAAAACUGAAUGCUGCUUUUGGAGACUUUUGGCUACUGAAUUUUCUUUUGCCCAUGCACUGGAGAUUUCAUCCUGAAGAGGACCCCGUCUUUUGGCCAACCAUAAACCAAUGA
Molecule: messenger RNA, 1053 nt
Organism: Ylistrum balloti
Lineage: Eukaryota; Metazoa; Mollusca; Bivalvia; Pectinida; Pectinidae
Product: palmitoyltransferase ZDHHC15B-like
Exons: 2
Coding region: 1-1053 (350 amino acids)
Biological process (GO): peptidyl-L-cysteine S-palmitoylation; protein targeting to membrane
Cellular component (GO): endoplasmic reticulum; Golgi apparatus
Molecular function (GO): protein-cysteine S-palmitoyltransferase activity
Source: RefSeq, a predicted model, not a curated record